Molecule: messenger RNA, 576 nt
Organism: Seminavis robusta
Lineage: Eukaryota; Bacillariophyta; Bacillariophyceae; Naviculales; Naviculaceae
Source: the annotation of a GenBank genome assembly
AUGGCGUUGACAACUGGAAUGAUCCACGGUCUCAUCAUGAUGUUUUCCUUUGGCUGGCUCUUACCCAUGGGUGUCCUGUCGGCACGUCUGAUGAAACAUCGUCCGGGAGACCUCUGGUUCCGUCUUCAUCGUGGAUUUCAAGUAGCCGGAUUGAUUUUUGGCAUUGGCGGCUUUGCCAUUGCCGUUCGCAAUUUUAACGUUUUUGCCGACGGCUCCGGCACCACCAGCUUUCAGCAUGGGUGUCUUGGUGCCACAGUGUUUGCACUGGUCCUACUACAGCCAUUGUUGGCGCUGUUGUUCCGACCGGGCAAGUCUGACGAUUCUACGACAAAUAGUAGUAGUGGUUCUCGCUGGUGGUGGGAACUCCAGCACAAGGGCAUGGGAUAUUUGAUUCUCUUGUUGACGUUUGUCACGAUAUUGCUCGGUGCGAAAUUAGAGGGAACUGGGUGGCAGUUGGCAUAUAUCUUUGGAGUGGUGGGGAGUCUGGUCUUGGUGGCAGGACUCAUGUGGUUUGAUAGAUUCAGCUAUCAACCGCCCACAGCACCCGAUGCGACAGAAAUGCCAUCCAUUGCCUAG